AUGACAUCAUCCGCGGUCCUGAACAGUCGGAAGACGAUACAUACGGCGGCUUGUCUGAUUAUCGGGGAUGAGGUGCUAGGCGGGAAGACCAUCGAUACGAAUUCCGCCUUCUUGGCCAAGUACUGCUUCUCGUUGGGGAUCCAGCUCAAGCGCGUGGAGGUGAUUGCCGACGAUGAGAGCGAGAUCAUCGAGGCCGUGCGGAGGAUGAGCAAUAACUAUGAUUUCGUCGUGACGAGUGGUGGGAUCGGGCCGACUCACGACGAUAUCACCUACGAGUCGAUCGCCAAGGCAUUCGGCCUGGGAUUGAAGCUCCAUCAGAAGGCCUUCGAGCGCAUGAAGAAACUCUCCAAGCCGCACCCCAUGCAGCCGCAAUUCGACUGGGACACCCCAUCGCCCAACCUCACCGCGAAGCUGCGCAUGGUCGAGAUCCCCCACGACAGCACCCUGCCUGAGGAGCAGCAGGCCGUCUUCGUGGCCGAGGACAUGUGGGUGCCGAUCGCCAUUGUCAAUGGCAACGUGCAUAUCCUGCCCGGCGUGCCGCGCUUGUUCGAACGACUGCUCGAGCACCUGAAGCCGUCGCUGCUCCCGCGGUUGACCAACCCCGAGGGGAAGGGCAUCUACCGGUAUCUGAUCAGCACGCCGCUCCCGGAGAGCACGGUGGCGCCGUACCUAACGGACCUGGCGACGCGGACUGCCGCGCGGGGCAUCAAGGUCGGCAGCUAUCCUCGCUGGGGGAAGAAGCGCAACACGGUCACGCUGGUCGGCACCGACAAGGACUUUAUGGACUCGUUGGUCGCGGAGGUCGAGCAGAACGUCCAGGGCAAGCAAGUGGCGCAGGAGGAUGAGCUGGACCCGCCUUCCGACACGGAGGAAGGAAAGCCGAAGGAGUACUCUCAGUGA
Messenger RNA from Aspergillus steynii IBT 23096, 900 nucleotides. RefSeq names its product flavin adenine dinucleotide pyrophosphatase. Bases 1 to 900 code for a protein of 299 amino acids. The record is from RefSeq and is a predicted model, not a curated record. The transcript is spliced from 3 exons. Lineage: Eukaryota; Fungi; Ascomycota; Eurotiomycetes; Eurotiales; Aspergillaceae.